Messenger RNA from Saimiri boliviensis boliviensis (Bolivian squirrel monkey), 2427 nucleotides. RefSeq names its product histidine ammonia-lyase (gene HAL). Gene Ontology annotation, biological process: L-histidine catabolic process. Gene Ontology annotation, cellular component: cytoplasm. Lineage: Eukaryota; Metazoa; Chordata; Mammalia; Primates; Cebidae. Gene Ontology annotation, molecular function: histidine ammonia-lyase activity. The record is from RefSeq and is a predicted model, not a curated record.
UGGUGUUUAUAAGCUGCCCUUAAUGGAGGAGAACACAGACAGAAACAAGAGCAGAGGGAGAAAUUGGGGACCCUGAAGAAAGGGGCCAGCAGCAGCUGACCACACCCCGGUAGUAGUUCCUACAUAAAGCUCUCCCCUCCCGUGACUGCCACCAGCUGAGGACCUCAGGCUGCAGGCUGCCGUGGAGCCAUGCCCAGGUACACAGUGCACAUCCGUGGGGAAUGGCUGGCCGUGCCCUGCCAGGAGGCACAGCUCACCGUGGGCUGGCUGGGCCGCGAGGCCGUGAGGCGCUAUAUCAAGAACAAGCCCGACAAUGGUGGCUUCGCCUCCAUUGAUGACGUGCAUUUCCUCGUGCGUCGGUGCAAGGGCCUGGGCCUGCUGGACAAUGAGGACCCGCUCGAGGUGGCCCUAGAGGACAACGAGUUUGUGGAAGUGGUUAUAGAGGGUGAUGCCAUGUCUCCCGACUUCAUUCCGUCUCAGCCGGAAGGAGUUUACCUAUACAGCAAGUACCGGGAACCUGAAAAGUACAUCGCCUUAGAUGGAGACAGUCUGACCACAGAGGAUCUGGUCAACUUGGGAAAGGGACGCUACAAAAUAAAGCUCACCCCAACUGCUGAGAAGAGGGUGCAGAAAUCCAGGGAGGUCAUAGAUAGCAUCAUAAAAGAGAAAACAGUCGUUUACGGUAUUACUACGGGUUUUGGGAAAUUUGCCAGAACUGUAAUUCCCAUCAAUAAACUACAGGAGCUUCAGGUCAACUUAGUACGCUCACAUUCUUCAGGUGUUGGGAAACCACUAAUUCCUGAGAGGUGUCGGAUGCUCCUGGCUUUAAGGAUCAAUGUCUUAGCCAAAGGAUACAGUGGCAUUUCGCUGGAGACCCUCAAACAAGUUAUCGAAAUGUUUAAUGCCUCCUGCCUGCCUUAUGUUCCAGAGAAAGGAACCGUUGGUGCCAGCGGAGACCUUGCCCCGCUCUCUCAUCUUGCUCUCGGGCUAAUUGGAGAAGGGAAGAUGUGGUCUCCAAAGAGUGGCUGGGCCGAUGCUAAAUACGUCCUGGAAGCCCAUGGAUUGAAACCAGUUAUUUUAAAACCAAAAGAGGGCCUGGCACUCAUCAACGGGACGCAGAUGAUCACGUCCCUGGGCUGCGAAGCUGUAGAGAGGGCCAGUGCUAUUGCCCGGCAGGCUGACAUUAUAGCAGCCCUGACCCUGGAGGUGCUGAAGGGUACCACCAAAGCCUUCGACACUGACAUUCAUGCUCUUCGUCCUCACCGUGGGCAAAUUGAAGUUGCUUUUCGGUUUCGGUCACUCUUGGACUCAGAUCACCACCCAUCAGAAAUAGCAGAAAGUCACAGGUUCUGUGAUCGCGUCCAGGAUGCAUACACCUUGCGCUGCUGUCCACAGGUCCAUGGUGUGGUGAAUGAUACAAUAGCAUUUGUGAAGGGCAUCAUUACCACAGAACUGAACAGCGCAACAGAUAAUCCUAUGGUCUUCGCCAGUAGGGGAGAGACGAUUUCUGGAGGAAACUUCCAUGGUGAAUACCCGGCCAAAGCCCUAGACUACUUGGCUAUUGGCAUCCAUGAACUUGCUGCAAUCAGUGAGAGAAGAAUCGAACGGCUCUGCAAUCCCUCCCUCAGUGAGCUGCCUGCCUUCCUGGUGGCCGAAGGUGGUCUGAACUCUGGGUUCAUGAUAGCCCACUGCACGGCAGCAGCCCUUGUUUCUGAGAACAAGGCUCUAUGCCAUCCCUCGUCUGUUGACUCCCUCUCCACCAGCGCGGCCACGGAGGACCACGUCUCCAUGGGAGGAUGGGCAGCGAGGAAGGCCCUCAGGGUCAUUGAGCACGUGGAGCAAGUGCUGGCCAUUGAGCUUCUUGCAGCCUGCCAGGGCAUAGAGUUUCUACGUCCCCUGAAAACAACCACUCCGCUGGAGAAGGUCUAUGACCUAGUACGCUCUGUUGUAAGGCCCUGGAUAAAAGAUCGCUUCAUGGCCCCGGACAUCGAGGCAGCACAUGGGCUGCUCCUGGAGCAGAAGGUUUGGGAAGUAGCUGCACCCUACAUUGAAAAAUACAGAAUGGAACAUAUUCCAGAAUCCAGACCUCUUUCUCCAACAGCCUUUUCACUGCAAUCUCUGCGCAAGAAAUCCACCAAAAUCCCAGAGUCUGAGGAUCUUUAACGGGCUUUGUCAUGGAGUGGCAGAUCAGAGGGCAGUUUGUUUAGCACAAAGCAAUACUAGGCUGAAGGAGAGACCUGAGAACUUUCCUAGGUAGAUCAAUCCAUUGUAUAAUUCAGUUCUUUUAACACCUGCUUUGGCUAGGCUGAUGGUAGCAUUAUAGUUGCUAAAUUCAGUACUGUGUUCUUGUCAUGGUUAGAGACACACCAGGUAUUUUCAGAUUUUAGGAAUUUUUUUUUCUUUCUUAACAAUUUCAAUAGGCUACUC